Messenger RNA from Neospora caninum, 1122 nucleotides. RefSeq lists its product as hypothetical. NCBI's taxonomy places the organism in Eukaryota, Apicomplexa, Conoidasida, Eucoccidiorida, Sarcocystidae. The coding region runs from base 1 to 1122 and encodes 373 amino acids. Gene Ontology annotation, cellular component: membrane; endoplasmic reticulum. Gene Ontology annotation, biological process: endoplasmic reticulum tubular network organization; membrane organization. The record is from RefSeq and is a predicted model, not a curated record. The transcript has 8 exons.
AUGUCGUCGCAUGCUUGGGACGGAGCCGAGCUGAGCGCGGCGGAGCAGGCAUUUCUGUCAUACGAGUGGGGAAAGAGCGCAAAAUGGCAAGCUUACCUCGACAGCUUGUAUCCGACUCCGCCGCUGAACAAGAUGAUGAAGUGGAAGAAGAAGUUCUUCAAGACGCACGAGAACCCAAAUUUUGAUCCGGAUUCUCCUGCUCUGGCAGCUGCCCUCGAACAGUCCUCGACACAACAGCCACGCUCUCAAGCUCCACCAUCGGGACCAAGCGGAAAUGUGCCAACGUAUCCUUCCUAUUCUCGUCCGUCUCAAAGUUACUCAUCACCGGCACGAACGUCCUUCCUUCGAUCCAAAGUUCUUCCUCCUCUCUGUGCUAUGGGCCUUGCCGUCGGUGUCGCUCUCUCUUUACUUUCAGUUUUUUCUUCUCAAGACCCCGAACAGCCUACCCGCCCCGGACUCACGGGUUCUGUCCUCCUCUUUGGAUCGUUCGUGCUUCACGUCUACAUCGUUCUGGGAGGCCCGCCGAUCCGCUUUUCAAAUUUCUCGGAGUCGAUCGCUACAGACCUCCCUCCGUACUUCCAACAAGCUCUUCACUUGGAUGCCGUUCACGCACUAUUCUACUUGAUGUUCACGGCGUCUAUGCCUACCUCUCUUCCGGUUAUCCUCUCGCCAGCACUCUCCGCCGUUCUCGUGUUCUUCACUUUGAUGGCAGGCGACGGCAUCCCAGCCAUCGUCAAGACCAACCCUCUUCUCCGCAAGGCCACUAUGAAGGUGCAAUCCAAUAGAAUGCUCUUGAUGCAGCAACGCGCCGACGUGGAAGUGUUCUUUGGCCUCUUUUUCAUUUUGUCGCGGAUUUUGACACUCAACUUCUCCGUCUCCAACAGCGUCAUUCCCAUUUUCCUGUACUUUCACCUCUUCAGAAUUCGAUACUCUACAUGCGGAUUCACGCACACUACGUUCCGGCGAAUUGAUGCCUUCAUUUCGCGGUUCGUGUACAAGCCAGUCUGCCCCCCAUUUGUUGGUUCUCUGUACCGCCGGAUUCAGACACUGUGCAAGGCCCUGGUGGAUCCCCACACUUCACCGCCAGCUGCAGCAUCCCAACAGCGCUGCUUCAUUCAGUGA